Amphibalanus amphitrite is the source of this 2063-nucleotide messenger RNA. Its product is annotated as meiotic recombination protein DMC1/LIM15 homolog. Gene Ontology annotation, molecular function: double-stranded DNA binding; ATP binding; ATP hydrolysis activity. The record is from RefSeq and is a predicted model, not a curated record. Gene Ontology annotation, cellular component: nucleus; condensed nuclear chromosome. The coding region runs from base 423 to 1454 and encodes 343 amino acids. NCBI's taxonomy places the organism in Eukaryota, Metazoa, Arthropoda, Thecostraca, Balanomorpha, Balanidae. The transcript has 2 exons. Gene Ontology annotation, biological process: DNA recombinase assembly; DNA repair; mitotic recombination.
AAGAGUUCGUCGACAAUCCUCCACAAACGUCUGUCACCACUUUUCGUAAUGUUAAACAGCCGGAGCGUACCCCCCUGCCCUUGACUAUAGUCAAGGGAACUCGGGCGUACAUCACUUAGUAAUGCGAUUUUCAAAUUGCAGAAAUGUUGUGAUACCGAUAGUGACAACGAAGUUGCAAUCUAGUGUGGUUUCAUUUAUCAAAAACGGUCGUCGAGCAAUCCAGAUACACGUCGAUGUUCGACGCAUGAUCAUUUAGUACUCACGACUCUUUCGCUUGCUUACAUUCCAGACUUCUGCUGCAAGUCCAAAAUCAAAACAAAUCCUCGCGCGCAGCUGCACGUGUCUGUUGUGGGCAUAGUUCUUGCUGUGCCUUUCUGUCAAUAUUUUGCGGAAGUUCGCCUGUGCUCCGUCCGUCGCCGGCCAUGUUUCCGGAGGAGCAGGAGGCCAUCGAGGGCGCCGAGGUCGUCGAGGCCGAAGAGGAGGACGACUUCUUCCUCGACGUGGACGUGUUGCAGAACCACGGCAUCAACGCCGCCGACAUCAAAAAGCUGAAGACGGCCGGCAUCUGCACACUCAAGGGCAUCCAGAUGGCCACCAAGAAGAAGCUGUGCGCCAUCAAGGGUCUGAGCGAGGCCAAGGUGGACAAGGUGAAGGAGGCGUGCUGCAAGCUGCUCAACAGCGGCUUUGUGACGGCGCUGGAGUUCAGCGACAAGCGGCGCUGCGUGUUCCACAUCUCCACCGGCAGCCAGGAGCUGGACAAGCUGAUGGGCGGCGGCCUCGAGUCGAUGGCCAUCACCGAGGCGUUUGGUGAGUUCCGCACCGGCAAGACGCAGCUGUCGCACACGCUGUGCGUCACCGCCCAGCUACCCGGCGAGGGCGGCUACACGGGAGGCAAGGUGAUCUUCAUCGACACCGAGAAUACCUUCCGACCGGACCGGCUGCGGCCCAUCGCCGACCGAUUCAACCUCGACCAGAGCGCCAUGCUCGACAACGUGCUGUACGCGCGCGCCUACACCAGCGAGCACCAGUACGAGCUCAUGGACAUGGUGGCCGCCAAGCUGCAUGAAGAGGCCGGUGUGUUCAAGUUGCUGAUCGUGGACAGCAUCAUGGCGCUGUUUCGGGUGGAUUUCAGCGGUCGCGGCGAGCUGGCUGACCGGCAGCAGAAGCUGGCGCAGAUGCUCUCCCGGCUGCAGAAGAUCUCCGAGGAGUACAACGUGGCCGUCUUCCUGACCAACCAGAUGACGGCCGACCCGGGCGCGGCGCUCUCGUUCCAGGCCGACCCCAAGAAGCCGGUGGGCGGUCACAUCCUGGCGCACGCAUCCACCACGCGCAUCUCGCUGCGCAAGGGCCGCGGGGAGGUGCGCAUCGCCAAAAUCUACGACAGUCCCGACCUGCCCGAGUCGGAGGCGUCGUUCGCCAUCACGUCCGGCGGCGUCACUGACGCCAAGGAGUGAGAGGAUGGUGCGGAGAUCACCGGUCAGUGACGGGCUCCGACCUCGGGGUCGGGCAGUGUGCGCCGGGCCGGUGGUGGUUGUCUGGGGAUAGCGGAUGACGUGAAGUGGUGAUCAUAGUGACUGAGCGUACCAUGGACGACCAGCGGAAGAAUGAUGUUAACUAAGGCUUUUUGUGUUGUAGGGAUGUUUCCAGAAAGUGUUUGUGGUGUCAUUGCGAUCUCCCGAUAUCAUGCUACGUUGUUCGCCGUUACUGUUUGCCGACAUUCAGGAGCGUGCAUUUCCAUCGUGAGGUUUUUAGCUGUCAUCGUGCUGUUCCUUUUAUGUUAGAUUAUCAUUCGUUUGGUGAUGACCGUUGACUGACUGGAUAACAUUUCCCUUUUCAUAUUUCUCUCAUCAAGACCCAUUGUAUUUUGUCUGCAGUGCCUGUUUGUGUGCGAGUUGUUUCUUGUUAUUGCAUCAUUCAUUUAUCGAAUCUUCAUCCGACAUUCCGUUUGUGAGUAGGACACCGUCACAUGCAUCAUUUAUAGGCAUCGAUUCCUCAUCCUGUCUCGCCUGUAUGUCCGCUGCUGAUCAUCAACUUUUUGGAAUAGAUGCUGCUCAAAAUGUAAA